AUGGAAUCCUCCACCACCAUGACUACCGAACAUUCGUCCUCUCUCAAGCGGCCGCGCUCUCCCACUGAACACAACUCGCUCCCUGCUGCAAAGAUUCCCCGAACCGCUGCAAAUCAUCUGCAGAUUAACUAUCUGGCCCGACAGCAUAAAGAGACCAUUCCGCUCGUCACUGUCAACGACAAGCUACCAGAAAUAGCUCGUCUUCUGAGCGAAUAUGAUGGAGUUAUACAACGUCAUGAGAGUAUGGCCGGGAAUUUGGGAGCAUGCCCUCUCGGACCUAUCUUGCUGAAGCGCUUCGAAAGAUUGUUUGACGGCCCUCCCAAAGUGUUGAAAUCGCACGCAAAGGAUUCCAAUGUCUCCUGGCUCGACGUGGUCGAAUUUGCGCAGAACAAUCCAAAACAAUUCAACUUGGAAAGGACUCGCAAUGGCAUUAGAGUGUGCCAAUUCUACACCAAGCAGUGUCGGGUCGAGAUAUCGGAGGAAGACUUUGUUCUCAUUGCCAGUGGUAUGCCCCAGAAGCUCAUCCCACCCCAACCUAUUCUGGAGGACGAAGAGAAGGAGCUCGGCGUUAUGGAUCUGUUGGACCGAAACCUGGGCCAAGUCAUCCAGCUUGCAGAUCAAGUUUCUGGUAGAGCCCGACAGUUGAUCCAUAAGAUGAAGAACCGACGUAGCGCCAUCCUAAGCCGACGUGAGCAUGAGGCGGAGUCGGUGAGGAGAGGUGCUUUAGGGGCAGAUGGGUCGCCUGUGUCCCCCGCCGAAACCAACGGAGUCCCCGCUGGCAAGCCCGUUAGGAGCAUUGAGGUGUCCCAGUCGCCUCCUGUUGGAUUUACUGCUGUCAAUUUUAGACAGGCCGCCCCGGGAGAUACAGAACCACGACCUUUCUUGGGGACGAGCGAUGGCGUGAAACAUCAAGGCGAGGAUAUGUACAACGCGUCGAACGCAAACAUCACGAUCAUCAAUGGCAAGUCAGUCAAGGACGCCUCACCUUCUGUCCGGGCCGAGAUGAUGAAGAAGUUCCUGACACCAGGCGAACGAGACGUUGGACUGAACGAGGACGCAGUUCGGCGUUCUUCGGUGGGUACCGCUCGUACAAACGCCAUGCAAGCAGCGUCGACAGAAAGGGCUCGCUCUCAUUCCGUCGAAGAUCUCUCAGGCGGAACCCCAGGCAGCAAGAACCCACCCAGUGUGGCCAUCCCCAAUACACCCGCAUCUCUAUUGCCGCACAUGAAACCAUCCCCCUUCGAGAGGGAUGAUGGCGGACCGUUCAAGGCGGAAAUGGUGCGAAGAAUGGAUAGUAUGUGGAAAGGGGAGCGGAUAAUCCCUCCAUGUGAUCGCUGUCGAAGACUGCACAUGGACUGUCUGAAGAACCUCACUGCAUGCAUGGGCUGUACCAAGAAGCAUGCCAAAUGCUCGUGGAAAGAAAUCAAGGCUCACGAACUGCAACUGGCCGCGCGAUCAUCCUCACCGGAGAGAGACGUGGCAACGGCGGUGCCAGGUCCGGACACAGGCAACGCCCCACCGGUGUCCGCCGAUGCGACCUUUGAUGUGUCUCAACAAUCGGACCAGUCAGCAGGGCCUGCUGGCAUCGCAAGAACUUCCUUGACUCUGGCCCGGGAAAGCGGCGACGGGUUCACAGAGCGAGGAGCCAAAGAGUUGGAAGUAAGCAAGCCUAGUGAGCCGGCUCAACUCUACACAACGUCAGCCCGAUUUGAUGUCCGACCUCCGCCUUUGGCUCAGCAACUGCAGGAUGCUGCGGAAGGGCGAAUGACAGGUGGGCCGAAUCCAGUUACUUCGCCGCGUUCGGCAGGUGAAAAGCGUUACGAGGAGGAUGACGAUGAAGGGGACCGGUUGCAGGCACUUGCAGCCCGAGUGUACCGUACCGCGUCUCAGAGUGGACAUCGGCCGUCCUAG
This is a messenger RNA of Capronia epimyces CBS 606.96, 1911 nucleotides long. RefSeq lists its product as uncharacterized. Bases 1 to 1911 code for a protein of 636 amino acids. The record is from RefSeq and is a predicted model, not a curated record. The transcript has 2 exons. NCBI's taxonomy places the organism in Eukaryota, Fungi, Ascomycota, Eurotiomycetes, Chaetothyriales, Herpotrichiellaceae. Gene Ontology annotation, biological process: regulation of DNA-templated transcription. Gene Ontology annotation, molecular function: zinc ion binding; DNA-binding transcription factor activity, RNA polymerase II-specific.